This is a messenger RNA of Microthlaspi erraticum, 975 nucleotides long. NCBI's taxonomy places the organism in Eukaryota, Viridiplantae, Streptophyta, Magnoliopsida, Brassicales, Brassicaceae. The record is from the annotation of a GenBank genome assembly.
AUGUGGAACCAGAAGCCGAAGCCGACUUUCAGGUUUGAGAUAGAUAACUUCUCAGAGAAGGGAUACAGUGCCAUAGCGUCUCCGACAUACGUGAUUGACGGAUGCGAAUGGGAUCUAUACGUUUGGAAGGGAAAUCCUCUUGCUAGUAAGAACCUUCUUGUGAACCUGUACGUUCCAAAUCAUAAAUCACUGGGCACGGGAUGGAGAAGGACAUGUAGUUUUUACUAUGUUGCUUUGAACGAAUCCGGCAAAGAGCUCCACAGAUCAUCUGUUGAUGUGAGAGUGUUUAGGGAUAAGAAUCCGGGCUAUGGUUUCCAAAAUUCCGUGCAUGUUCCCAAGUUUUCCGAAAAAGAGUUGGAGAACGACAAACUCAUCAUUGAAGUCUACAUUAAACUUGUUGAAGCUUUUGAUGGCGAAGUCGGAGACGUAACUAAGAAGGAGGAGAUUGUAAAUAUUAAUGGUUUUCUAGUUCUUGCUUCUCAAGCUAUUCAAGUGAGGAAGAUAUUCGCAGAGCACCCACACAUUGCUUUAAAUUUCAAAUCAAAGAACCACGUGGUGAAAACAGAAUACAUGAAUGUCCUCCUCGGCCUCAUCGAUACACUAAACAAGCCUCGGCAUAGUCUCUCAAGGAUGGAAAUAUGCAAUGCUCACAGCAAUUUGAGAGAGCUGAUGGACGUAGGUUUCAAGCUGGAGUGGUUGAAGACAAAGCUUGGAGAGGGUUCCUUGGAGAGCAAGAAAUCAGAUGACCACGAUGAGUCUCGGGUUCAACAACUUGAAGAACGCGUCAAGAAUCUUGAGCUGAUGGAUAUAGGAAGCUUGAAGUCCAAGCUUGAAUUAGCACAAGUUGAUGAUUCUCGGGUCGAACAACUCGAGGAGAGCGUCAAACAUCUUGAGCUGAUUGUGUCGGAUCUCAAAGCUGAACUAGACAAGGAGAAGGCAAAAUCUUCUGAUUGUGGAUUUUUGUUAGUCGAUUAG